AUGUGGAGAGAUUUUAUAGGAACACAAAAAUCUGAACCACCUUCAAUCUUAAAAAUUCGACGUUUUGAAGAACCUAUUAUUAGUACUACAUUUAUGCCUGUAGAUAAUUUACCCGCUCCAGUGAAAGCAGAUAAAUGCGAUAAUUAUAUUACACCACUAGGACUGAUUGAUGAUGAGAAUUAUCCUUUUGCCAGAUACUUUUUUCCGGGAAGAGAAAUAUUUUUGCAUAAAUAUGAAGAUGAAAUUGGUCCAUACUUU
This is a messenger RNA of Racocetra persica, 258 nucleotides long. The record is from the annotation of a GenBank genome assembly. NCBI's taxonomy places the organism in Eukaryota, Fungi, Glomeromycota, Glomeromycetes, Diversisporales, Gigasporaceae.